AGUAUCAUCUGUGUUGUGUUGUUGUUUGGUUUUUUUUUCUAACGUGUGUGAAUUUGAUGUUUUGACAAGCAACUUUGUCUCUGUUAUAUUUUAUAUUUUAAAAAGUGUGCAUGUUUGAAAUCAUUAAUAAUUAAUUAGCAAGAAUAAGUUUAAUUUAUAGGGUGAUAAUAAUUGAAAAUAAUAUAUGCUUGUAUAUAAUGUUCAUCAAAAUGGACGCCGAGUUAGUGAAUUAAAUUACAAAAAAAUAAAUGAUGAAAUAAUAUUUUUACUCCAAUUUCAUUAUGAUAAGAAAAAAAAAACUUCUUGGAAUUAUUAAUCUACAAGCCAACUAAAUCGUAAUCAACUGGAAAUAUUAAGGAAGGUCAAGAUAUUUCAUUGACAAAGAAAAAAAAAAAUAAAAAAUAAAAAAAAAGAAACGAGCAGUCAUCGUCCGGUAAAUAAAUAAAAUCAGUUAGAUAAAAAAAAAAAAAUAAAAUAAGAAAAAUAAUAAUGGAUCCCACGAGUGUCUCAAUCAGUUUCUCGGAAGGCAGUGCCAGCGAAAUACAGGGUACUUCCGGUAUUAAAAUAGCUCACAAUAUAAUUUUAACAAAUGGAAUAUUGUUAAAAUCAAAACUCCAUAAAAAUAAUAAUUUACUUGAAUUCAUUAAAAAUAUAAAACCCAAUGAAUUAUUAAACAUUACCAAUGACGAUUUACGUGUACGUAUAAUGUCACCAAUAAAAAAUUUGCAAAGCAAUAAUAAUAUAAAUGAAAAAAUAGGUGAAAUAAUAUACACAUGGCGUUGUCCAUUGCUUGCUGAUACAAUUGAUACAUUAUUUAACAGUUGGAAAUUCAGUGAAAAAUAUAAUAGCAUUGAUAAAAUAUUAUUAUCAUGUUUUUUAAUAAUUUCCAUAGAUAUUCCCCAAGAUAUUCAAAAGAUAAAUGUUAAUUAUAUUAAUAGCUGUUUGAAUAAUUUAUUGAGUACAUGUUUGAUGAUUGAUCAGCCAAAUAAAGGUGAUAAUAUAUUAAUUGAAUCAACUCCAUUUGGUAAUCCAGUAUUUAUCGAUUCAAUAUCAUGUGGUAUUGCCAGCAACAUUUUGGGUAUACAACAAUGUCUUGUGCUAACAGACGCAACGGCUGUUCCUGGAUGCGAAGGUGGUCCUGUUUACGUCAUAAAAAAUAAAAAAAAUUUUUUUUUUGGAAUUGUGAUUGCUCCAAUGAGCUGGUGUCGUGGUGAGUGGGUUGAAUACACUCUUGUCGCGUGUCUAACAAUUUGUUUAUCAACAAUUUUAAAUUACAAAAAAAAAGAUAUAAUACAAAAAAAAUUUAUUGAUAAUAAAGAUAUCCAAUUAUCUGAAAUUUUAGAUAAAAAUGUUGUGCUAAUAAGAUGUGGUGCUGAAUGGGGAAGUGGAAUUUUAUUAGAUAAAAAAACAGGAACAAUAUUAACAUGUUCACAUGUUGUCAGUCAAGCACCUGAACAACGUAUUAAAGUUGUUCUCCAUGAUGAUAAAACAAUAAUUAAAAAAAAUAUUUGGGCAAAAUUAAUUUAUCGUACACCAAAUGGAUUGCCAUAUGAUAUUGCUGUGUUAAAUAUUGAUUCAAGUGUCAUAGAUCCCACGUUGAGAUCAUUGACAAUUGCCAAUGACAAUGCUAAAAAAGGUGAAACAGUUAUUGCUGCUGGUUUUCCAUUUUUUUCAUCAACAUUACCAACAAUAACACGUGGUAAUAUAUCAAGUGUAUCAAUAAAUAUGAUACAAACCACCUGUUGUGUACAAAGUGGUGCUAGUGGUGGACCUAUUGUUCGUCCAUCAACUGGUGAAUUACUUGGUAUCAUUGUUUGUAAUGUCAUAACAUCAACAACACUUUAUCCAAAGCUUAAUAUGGCUAUUCCUGCUUCAAUUAUCAAAGGACCAAUCGAUGAGUACAUCAAUACUGGCUGUGUUAAAGCACUCGAGUCACUAACAAGCCAAGAAAUAUCAACAGAAAAAGCAUGGAAUUUUCAUCUUCCAUCAAAAAUAUAAAAAAAAAAAAUUAAAAAUCUUUUAAAAAAAUUAUUUCUUCAACAGAUUUUCUAAAUAAAAAAAGUAAAAUUGAGUCGUUUUUUUUUUAACUACAGUAUAAUAUUUAUUAAAUUUUUAUUUUUUAUUGAUGAUCAAGAAAAAAGAUGAUUAUCUACUUCCUUUCUGAUUUCCAUAAUUGUUAGUUAAAACUUCCACAAUAAUUUAUUGCCUGAGGUAUGUACCCUGAAGAAGAAGAAAACAUUGAAGUUGUUUUGUAAUUAUCUUUGAACCCUAUAACGUCAUUGUUUAAACUGUUUUUCUAUUUAUUUAUUAUUAAUAGCUUGUUUAUCAUUUUAACAAUUUACGCAAUUUACA
Molecule: messenger RNA, 2352 nt
Organism: Aphidius gifuensis
Lineage: Eukaryota; Metazoa; Arthropoda; Insecta; Hymenoptera; Braconidae
Product: peroxisomal leader peptide-processing protease
Exons: 8
Coding region: 490-1998 (502 amino acids)
Biological process (GO): regulation of fatty acid beta-oxidation; protein processing
Cellular component (GO): peroxisome
Molecular function (GO): serine-type endopeptidase activity
Source: RefSeq, a predicted model, not a curated record